Messenger RNA from Ilyonectria robusta, 1257 nucleotides. RefSeq lists its product as uncharacterized. Gene Ontology annotation, biological process: regulation of DNA-templated transcription. Bases 1 to 1257 code for a protein of 418 amino acids. Lineage: Eukaryota; Fungi; Ascomycota; Sordariomycetes; Hypocreales; Nectriaceae. Gene Ontology annotation, molecular function: sequence-specific DNA binding; zinc ion binding. The transcript is spliced from 3 exons. The record is from RefSeq and is a predicted model, not a curated record.
AUGGCCACGGCAACUCUCAUCACACCGAGCUCCCACUAUCAACCUCAACCAUCCUUCCCCUCGGCAUACCCGCAUUCCUCGGCUGCGAGCAUUUCCAACAUGAUUUCUUCCGUGGAGCCCCGAAAGUCGGUUGACGACAACGAGCCCUCAAACCGCCAGUCACUGCCCUCCAUCUCCGAGGUCAUUCAAGGAGCCAAGCCAGGCUCAUAUCCUCCAGCACCCCCCAGUAUGCAGCCUGGCUCCAGCCUGCCCUCACCUUUCUCAUCGGGACCUCGAUCAUUUUCAGAUGCCGACAAGCACUCACCUCCGCAGCCUUUGCAUCCUACAUCAUUCCCUCCUCGACAGGAUGCCUUACCCUCCUUUUCCGACUCACCAAGGCCCCCUUUCAACAGCCGACCACCACUCCCUCCAGUCUCUGAUCGUCGCCCGAGCCCCACGUCCAAGCCUGACAUGGCCCCUCAGCACCAUCAUCCUGAACAACAAAAGCCUGAGUCUCACCACCCUCUCAACGGAGGGUAUGCGCAUCCACCUCCUCCGCCUGGCUCAUACCAGCCAGGCCAAAUGCCUCCAGGCCAAAUGCCGCUGCCGGCCUAUCCCAUUUCUCCUAGACACGGUGUCCCGCCUCAUCUUUCAGGACCCUACGACCCUCGAGGCCCACCGCAUCCGGAAGAGGCCGAAUACUCUGCUCGGGCUAGAUACGAUACUACGGUGAACAGACACUUCGAGAGCUGGAGUUACCAAGACUCAUUGAGCAGAAUUGGAUCUUCAUCCCGAACGAUUUUCAACUUUGCGGAAGCUUAUAGUCGAAUUGCCCAGGAGCAGCACGGAGCACACCCGAUUCCCGAGCGACUGCCAACGGAACGUGAGGUCAGCGACAUGCUCAGCAACAUUGAGCUUAUCAAGCGAUCUCUGGAGCAAGUGAGGGACUUGGUCCAGACAUCCAUUCAAAACGAGCGAGCUCGUGAGGGAGCUAAGAUGAAGGGUCCAUACGAUGAGGACCAUGAUGUGUCAAUGUACGGAGAUGGAAUGAAGCCCCAGUAUGGAAUUACGGAGGUCAAGAAGCGACGAGGUCGAGCGGCACCACCCGGCAGAUGCCACAGCUGCAACAGAAUUGACACCCCCGAGUGGAGACGCGGACCGGACGGCGCUCGGACUCUUUGCAAUGCCUGCGGCCUUCACUAUGCCAAGUUGGAGCGGAAACGACAGCUGGAAGCGAGAUCGAUUCGACCGAAACCCGAAGAGGGACUCCGACCAUAG